GCUUGCAAUAUUCCCUUACGAUAAGUGUUUUGUUAACCUGGAAGGUAUUCUUUCGACAAGCACCAUGGCGGCGAAGGCUGGAUCAUUUGUUGAAAAACUCGCACCUCUUCUUAAUAGAGGAGCUAAUUUGGCAAAAGCACAACAGCCACGUUUAGAACGGUUUUGGGCAGUUGCCAAAGUGGAGUUAGCUCCCCCUGGUCCAUCAGAAUUUCCACAGAUUGUGAAGGGAUUCAAACAAGCGAUCAGUAUCAACAGAAUUGCUGACCAAAGUGUAAAGAAUGUGAUGCUGAAUGCCACAGCAUGUUUUGAAAUAUUUCUAUGGUACCAAAUUGGAAGAAUAGUGGGCAAACGAUCUCUGGUUGGUUUUGAUAUUGAGGGUGCCAGUUCUUACCCACCUAUAAAGAAGAACUAGCCUGAUUCUACGGCAGCUGUUACUACAUUAGGAUGUUGAAGAUUAAGAUGAGGAGCCGACGUCGUGUGUUUAUUUUCUGGAUUAGACGGUAGACCAUGGCCAUGGCAUUCUUUGUCAUAAACUUUUAUCAUUGUGAAGACUUUGAAAUAUGGGAUUGUGACAGAAAUCUGUGAUCAAACAUUUGAGUAGCCAAUACCUCACAUAACCAUCAGAAAGUUUGAUGUGAAAAUAUUAAAGAGAAUUGUCUUAACAUA
Molecule: messenger RNA, 666 nt
Organism: Pecten maximus
Lineage: Eukaryota; Metazoa; Mollusca; Bivalvia; Pectinida; Pectinidae
Product: ATP synthase subunit g, mitochondrial-like
Exons: 4
Coding region: 65-412 (115 amino acids)
Biological process (GO): proton motive force-driven ATP synthesis
Molecular function (GO): proton transmembrane transporter activity
Source: RefSeq, a predicted model, not a curated record